AGAAACAUAUAUCGAGUUCUAAGUCUCCACCCUCUCCUCCAGUUCUAGGGCUUCCAUUGCUCUCCAACUCUACUCUCAACCUUCUUCUACUUCUUUUACUCUGCCCUUCGAAUACUUCACAGUAUCCCUCCCUUUCCAUUUCUUCGUUUCCUUACCUUCUUCUUGGAGCUUUCAAAUCUAAGGUUCCAGGCAUUGUUUCGCCACUGCAUUCGGAUUACCAAUGGUGAAGUCUUCCAAGUCCGUCCACGAACGCUUCCAAGACGACGGGAAUGAGUUGGGAGUGAAAAUUGAGGGGAAGAGUGGUGAUAGCAAGGCGAGUGGUCAUCGGUCUAAACACUCUGAGACCGAGCAGCGAAGGAGAAGUAAAAUUAAUGAAAGAUUUCAGAUUUUGAGAGACCUCAUACCUCAGAAUGAUCAAAAAAGAGACAAGGCUUCAUUCUUGUUAGAGGUAAUUGAGUACAUUCAAUUUCUACAAGAGAAGUUAAAUAUGUACGAAGGGUCAUGCCAAGGUUGGAGUUCAGAGCCUUCAAAAUUGGUUCCAUGGAAGAAUUAUAGAGCUGCUGAAAGUUAUGUUGAUCAUUCCCAAGUGGUAAAGCGGGGUUCCAAUCAUGAGAGCGCUGUCGUUUUUUCCCAAGCAAUGCUAACAAAUGCACCGAAUGUGAUGAAUGCUGACAUGGGUCCUGCUGCAGUACUAAAUGCGGUGGAUCAUACCCUUGUCUCUGCUACUCAAGGACUCCCCAUGAGCAUGCAUGCACAACCAAUUGUAUUUGAACCUGUUGGAAGAGGUAGUUUAUCAACCGAGUCUUUGGACGAGCCUGCAUCAGGAUCAGAGAACAUCUCUUCCAAGACCCAGACCGAAUUAUUGCAGGGUCGAACCCAUGCCACUACUGGUUUUUUGAACCAUGCUGUUAGUGAUCAGGAGGAUCUUUCUGUGGAAAGUGAAAUGGAGGGUAUCUCAGGUGUCUAUUCCCAUGGGUUACUAAGUACCCUGACCCAGGCCCUACAGGCUUCAGGCGUUGAUUUGUCACAGACCAACAUCUCAGUGAAAGUUGAUGUCGGAAGACGAGCAAAUAGAUCGUUGUCCCUUUCAGAGGAUGACAAAAAACAAUCUUUGAACAAUCAAAUGACGGCACAGAGUUUACAUGGCUACUUCAGUGAGGACUCAGAACAAGCUCACAAGAAGCUUAGAACAGGGGUGUAGUGUGUUACUCUGAGCUGCUUCUUUAUCUUACCCCUGUGCCUUCUUUGUUCUCUUCCAUCUUUGAGUGUGAUAUCAUUAUUAUUUUUUUUUCCUUAAAUGGGUGGGUGGGGGUGGUGUUUUGGGGGAUAAUCUUGGCCAUUUUUUUUACAGGUCAUGGUCUGUUAGCAGCAACUGGGAUUUCUUUGAUUGUAGAUGUCUUUCUCCUUGGUCCCAGUUGCUGCAAGGAUACAAGGUUAUGCGUGUUUUUUUUUUCUGAAGUUUAAGUUAUGAUAGAAAAGCUUGCAUUUUGUAAUGUAUUGUAGCCUGUAAUUCUCCAGAUUAAUGAGAUCCCCUGAGAAUAUUUUUAGUUGCAUGGUUUAUGAGGUUAAAA
Molecule: messenger RNA, 1571 nt
Organism: Cucurbita pepo subsp. pepo (vegetable marrow)
Lineage: Eukaryota; Viridiplantae; Streptophyta; Magnoliopsida; Cucurbitales; Cucurbitaceae
Product: transcription factor BIM2
Biological process (GO): DNA-templated transcription
Molecular function (GO): DNA-binding transcription factor activity; protein dimerization activity
Source: RefSeq, a predicted model, not a curated record